AUGAACCGGCAAACUUACAGCAUGAGAGCCGGAGGUGGAGGCAGAUCUUACAGCACUGCCUCAGCUAUUAUUCCAAGCAGCAAUAGGGCUGGCUUUAGCUCGAUGUCUGUGGCACGGUCAGGGGGAGGUGGAGGUGGUUUUGGAAGGCUCAUCGGAGGAGGUGGCAGUGGUGGUGGUGGUUUUGGCAGCAGGAGCCUCUACAGCCUUGGUGGUAGCAAGAGAAUAUCCAUUGGUGUUGGAAGCAGCUUCCGAGCUGCUUUCGGGAGUGGAGCUGGUGGUGGCUCUGGCCUGGGAGGUGGUGGUGGCUGUGGACUUGGUGGUGGUGGAGCUGGUGGCAGUCUUGGGCUUGGUCUUGGUGGUGGAGGUGGUGGAUAUGGCUUUGGUGGAGGUGCUGGUGGGCUUGGCUUUGGUGGUGGACAGGGAGGUGGUGGAGGGUUUGGCUUUGCUGGAGCGGGGGGUCUGGGGGGGUUCAGUGGAGGGCUAGGUGGUGGCAGGAACCCAAUGGGAUUUGGUGGUGGCCCACCUGGAAUUGGUACAAUCCAAGAAGUGACUAUCAACCAGAAUCUCCUGGCACCACUGAACCUGGAGAUAGAUCCAAACAUCCAUCAGGUGCGAAAAGAUGAGAGGGAGCAAAUCAAGACCCUCAACAACAAGUUUGCUUCUUUCAUCGACAAGGUUCGCUUUCUGGAGCAGCAGAACAAGGUGCUCGAGACCAAGUGGACCCUCCUGCAGGACCAGGGUCAAAAAAACAGCUCAGGCAAAAACAACCUGGACCCGCUCUUUGAGGCUUACAUCAACAACCUGAAACGGCAGCUGGCCACCCUGCUCAAUGAGAGAGGACGCAUGGACGGGGAGCUGAAGAACAUGCAGGACCUCGUGGAGGAUUUCAAGAACAAAUAUGAAGAGGAAAUCAACCGACGCACAGCAGCAGAGAAUGAAUUUGUGGUGCUGAAGAAGGAUGUGGAUGCUGCUUACAUGAAUAAGGUGGAGCUGGAGGCCAAGGUGGAUGCCCUGAAUGAUGAACUCAGUUUUCUCCGAGCCCUCUAUGAUGCGGAGCUGGCUCAGCUCAGUGCACAAGUGUCUGACACUGCUGUCAUCCUGUCAAUGGACAACAACCGGGACCUGGACCUCAGCAGCAUUAUAGCUGAAGUCAAAGCUCAGUAUGAAGACAUUGCUAACCGGAGCCGUGCCGAGGCAGAGGCUUGGUACCAAACCAAGUUCGAGGAGCUACAGGCCACGGCUGGGAAGCAUGGUGAUGACCUGCGUAACACAAAGGGAGAAAUCUCUGAGCUCAACCGGCUGAUCCAGAGGAUCCGGUCAGAGAUAGAGAACACAAGGAACCAGUGUGCCACCCUGCAGACAGCCAUUGGAGACUCUGAGGAGCGUGGGGAGCUGGCCCUCAAAGAUGCCAAGGCAAAGAUGAUUGACCUGGAAGAUGCCCUGCAGAAAGCUAAAGCUGACAUGGCCCGGCAGCUCCGUGAGUACCAGGAGCUCAUGAACAUCAAGCUGGCCCUGGACAUCGAGAUCGCGACCUACAGGAAGCUGCUGGAGGGAGAGGAGAGCAGGCUGAGUGGAGAGGGACUCAACCCCAUCAGCUACUCCGUCAUCAGCUCCAGCUCUGGCAUGGCUGGUGGAGCUGGGUUAGGAGGAGGACUUGGUGGACUAAGCCUAAGUGGAGGAGGCAGCGGAAGUGGUUUUGGUCUUGGAGGCGGUGGUGGAAGCGGUUUUGGUCUUGGAGGCGGUGGUGGUGGAGGCUACAGCUUCGGAAGCGGAGGAGGACUUGGACUCGGAGGGGGUGGUGGUUUUGGAGGUGGAUUCGGAGGAGGCAGUGGCUUCGGAGCUGGUGGUGGCUUCGGUGGUGGUGGCGGCUAUGGGCUGGGCAGUGGAUUUGGGAUGGGAGGUCCCGGAUUUGGUGGUCGAGGUGGCCCCGGGUUCCCUGUUUGCCCACCUGGUGGCAUCCAUGAAGUGACUGUCAACCAGAGCCUCCUUGCACCCCUCAAGCUGGAUAUUGACCCAGAAAUCCAGAAGGUGCGAACACAGGAGCGGGAGCAGAUUAAGACCCUCAACAACAAAUUUGCUUCCUUCAUCGACAAGGUGCGCUUCUUGGAGCAGCAGAACAAAGUGCUGGAGACCAAGUGGAGCCUCCUCCAAGAGCAAGGUCACACAGUCACCAGGAAGUCCCUGGAGCCCCUUUUUGAAGCCUACAUCAACAACCUCAGACGGCAGCUGGACAGUCUUAUGGGAGAAAGGGGACGGUUGGACACUGAACUGAGGAAUAUGCAGGACAUGGUGGAAGACUUCAAAAACAAAUAUGAAGAUGAGAUCAACCGGCGCACCGGUGCAGAGAACGAGUUCGUCGUCCUCAAGAAGGAUGUGGAUGGUGCUUAUAUGAACAAGGUUGAGCUGCAGGCCAAGGCAGAUCAGCUGGCAGACGAAAUCAACUUCCUGAGAGCUCUCUAUGAAGCGGAAUUGUCCCAAAUGCAGCAGCAGGUAUCUGACACCUCCGUGGUCCUGUCCAUGGACAACAACCGUAACUUGGAUCUCAACAGCAUCAUCGCAGAGGUCAAAGCGCAGUACGAGGACAUUGCCAACCGGAGCCGGGCGGAGGCUGAGGCUUGGUACCAAAACAAGUACGAGGAGCUCCAGGUCUCUGCCGGGCGACACGGCGACGACCUGCGCAACACCAAGAUGGAAAUUUCAGAGAUCAACAGGAUGGUCCAGAGGCUGCGGAAUGAGAUCGAGAGCGUGAAGAAGCAGUGUGCCAACCUCCAAGCAGCCAUCGCUGAGGCAGAGGAGCGUGGGGAGAUGGCCCUCAAGGACGCCAAGGCCAAACUGGCCGAGCUGGAGGAUGCUCUGCAGAAGGCCAAGGCAGACCUGGCCAGGCAGCUCCGGGAGUACCAGGAGCUCAUGAAUGUCAAGCUGGCCCUGGACAUCGAGAUCGCAACCUACAGGAAGCUUCUGGAAGGAGAAGAGAGCAGGUAA
Molecule: messenger RNA, 2982 nt
Organism: Nestor notabilis (Kea)
Lineage: Eukaryota; Metazoa; Chordata; Aves; Psittaciformes; Psittacidae
Product: keratin, type II cytoskeletal 6A-like
Exons: 17
Coding region: 1-2982 (993 amino acids)
Biological process (GO): intermediate filament organization; keratinization
Cellular component (GO): keratin filament
Molecular function (GO): structural constituent of skin epidermis
Source: RefSeq, a predicted model, not a curated record